AUGCCUGCCGCGGCGUCCACAGAGAACACCGGCGCCGACGCCGGCGAGCCCGACGAGGAGGACCCCUUCGACGCCGCCUGGCCCCACCUCCAGAUCGUCUACGAGCUGCUGCUCCGUUACAUUGUGUCCUCUGACACUGACACCAAGAUUGCAAAGAGAUACAUUGACCACUCGUUUGUACUUAAGCUUCUUGAUUUGUUUGAUUCUGAGGACCCCCGAGAGAGGGAGUAUUUGAAGACUAUACUUCAUAGAAUCUAUGGCAAGUUCAUGGUGCAUAGACCCUUUAUUCGUAAAGCUAUUAAUAACAUUUUCUAUAGAUUUAUAUUUGAGACGGAGAGGCAUGCGGGGAUCGGGGAGUUGUUGGAAAUUUUGGGGAGUAUUAUCAAUGGGUUUGCAUUGCCGAUGAAGGAGGAGCACAAGUUGUUUCUCGUGAGGGCUUUGAUACCGUUGCAUAAGCCGAAGUCUGUUGGGGUGUAUCAUCAGCAGCUUUCGUAUUGUAUAACACAGUUUGUAGAGAAGGAUUAUAAGCUUGCGGAUACAGUUAUUAGGGGGUUGCUCAAGUAUUGGCCGGUGACAAAUUGUUCGAAGGAGGUGUUGUUCCUGGGGGAGUUGGAGGAGGUUCUUGAGGCUACGCAGCAGGCGGAGUUUCAGAAAUGUAUGGUGCCGCUCUUUAAGCAGAUCGCGCGGUGCCUUAAUAGCUCACAUUUUCAGGUUGCUGAAAGGUCCCUUUUUUUAUGGAACAACGACCACAUUGUGGGCCUUAUCGCCCAAAACCGUAGUGUAAUCUUGCCCAUCAUAUUCGAAGCCUUGGAGAAGAACAUACAGAGCCAUUGGAACCAGGCAGUUCAUGGACUCACAGCAAAUGUUCGCAAAAUGUUCCUUGAAAUGGACGGUGAGCUUUUUGAUGAGUGCCAGAAGCAGUACAUAGAGAAAGAGUCCAAGGCCAAAGCUUUGGAAGAGCAGAGAGAAAUGGCUUGGAGAAGAUUAGAAGCUGCAGCAGUUGAAGCUAACUGCAAGCUAGAAGAGGAGUUGUGAGCUUUCCUAUGCUUUUUUCUUUUUUCUUUUUUACUUUUGGCCCCCUACUUGCUUUUCUGUUAUUUAUUAAAGAAAGAAGGCUGGGAGUGUUUGUAAUUUAAGUGUAUCAUUUGUGGAUAUGCUGCAGAUCUUGAACUGUUCCAGGAUAUUUGUUUUUUUUAUUUGUCCUUCCCGGCAUUUCAAAGAGAUGCGGUGUUAUCAACCAAUCUACACGAUCAUUUUUGCAAACAAAUGAGUGAUGUAAGAAAACACAUGCUUAAUUUGAGUUACCGAGAAUUAAACUGGACUUGAUUGCUGUA
This is a messenger RNA of Asparagus officinalis (garden asparagus), 1334 nucleotides long. RefSeq names its product serine/threonine protein phosphatase 2A 57 kDa regulatory subunit B' beta isoform-like. Gene Ontology annotation, biological process: signal transduction. The record is from RefSeq and is a predicted model, not a curated record. Gene Ontology annotation, molecular function: protein phosphatase regulator activity. Gene Ontology annotation, cellular component: protein phosphatase type 2A complex. NCBI's taxonomy places the organism in Eukaryota, Viridiplantae, Streptophyta, Magnoliopsida, Asparagales, Asparagaceae.